This is a messenger RNA of Suillus bovinus, 713 nucleotides long. RefSeq lists its product as uncharacterized. Bases 172 to 600 code for a protein of 142 amino acids. The record is from RefSeq and is a predicted model, not a curated record. The transcript is spliced from 4 exons. Lineage: Eukaryota; Fungi; Basidiomycota; Agaricomycetes; Boletales; Suillaceae.
ACAAGAACGCAAUUGGCCAAUGCCGGUUUCAAAGGAGGUUGUUUUCGAGUGUUUGAAUGGCUAUAUGAAAGGUACUAUGUGGACUGAGCUGCCUGAGAUAUUUCGUCUUUGAAUUUAGAUCUGCUCCGCGUAUCGGAUGACUUUGUUAUCAAAAAGUGCAUUCUUCAAGGCAUGUCAGCGUGUUUCACUUUUGGCAACAAUCUGAUCGAUGGUCUAGUGCUGGAGAAGCGUGGUAUUGUGUUUGAAAACGCGAGGGCCGUUGAACUCAAAAUAUGCCCACAUUGCAGGUGUUCCUUGGUGCAGGAGAAGAUUCCUUCAUUAGCGCUUGCGAAUGGUUUGUUUCGUGGCACCCUCCCUGACCAAUUUCGUGACCUGACAUGGGUCAAGGAGAAGAUAUGUGCCAUCUAUUCUAUUACUGCGCACGUCACCUGCUUAUUUCAAUUGUCUGACCCAUCACAGCCUAAGGUUUUCUAUGGAAACACCUGCGCUCAUGACAUGAAUGUUAUGUCUACCGUUUCUGUGUUGCCACGGACUCCCACGGACAUCAACGGGUUUCUGAGUGUUGUUUUCAUUGGUCCUCAACCGUUGAAGUCAUCUUGAAACUUUGGAACAUCAGACCUCCCAAAGAUGCCCAGCCCAAUAGUCGCGACACUAAUGGCUCCCGUGCAUACCAACUUAUACUGCGGUGUAUGCAGCUGCUGCCAUGUGCAGCU